GCUUUGCAAAUGAUAGAAUUGCCGAUUGAUUUUAGAAAGCACGCUAGCGAGAGAUCGCCGGCAUUAAUGCAUGUAUUAGGUGGCGUUAUAACGUUACUAUUUACAAACUAAUAGACCUGUUCUUUAGUAUCUUUGCCGGCGCUUUGAUAAAAGCAUACAUUUUAAAAAAUGACAGUGAUGUUUUUGCUUGUUAUAUCCACGUCGGUCGCCUUAAUAACCGCAGAAUCGUCUGUGUAUUUCCGAGAGCAGUUUGAAGAUGGAGAUGCCUGGAAGAGCCGAUGGGUGGAAUCAACGCACAAAUCCGACUAUGGGAAGUUCGUGCUGUCUGCUGGGAAAUUUUAUGGUGAUGCAGAGAAGGACAAGGGCCUCCAGACCAGCCAGGAUGCUCACUUCUACGCCCUCUCAUCCCGCUUCAAGGAAUUCAGCAACAAGGACCAGCCGCUAGUUGUGCAGUUUACAGUCAAACAUGAGCAGAGUAUAGACUGUGGAGGAGGCUACAUUAAGCUGUUCCCAUCAGACCUCAAACAAGAAGAAAUGCAUGGAGAUUCCACAUACAACAUUAUGUUUGGUCCUGAUAUCUGUGGCCCUGGCACCAAGAAGGUUCAUGUCAUCUUCCACUACAAGGGCAAGAAUCAUUUGAUCAACAAAGAUAUCAGAUGCAAGGAUGAUGAACACUCCCACUUGUACACACUGAUUGUUAACCCAGACAACACAUAUGAAGUGAAAAUUGACAACAAGAAAGUGGAGUCUGGAUCUUUGGAGGAUGACUGGGACUUCCUGCCACCGAAGAAGAUCAAAGAUCCUGAUGCCAAGAAGCCUGAGGACUGGGACGAGAAGGAGAAGAUCGACGAUCCCGAUGACAAGAAACCCGAGGACUGGGACAAGCCUGAGAAUAUCCCUGAUCCUGAUGCCAAGAAGCCUGAUGACUGGGACGAUGAGAUGGAUGGAGAAUGGGAGCCUCCUAUGGUUACUAACCCUGAAUACAAGGGUGAAUGGAAGCCAAAACAGAUUGACAAUCCUUCCUACAAGGGAAAAUGGGUGCAUCCUGAAAUUGAUAAUCCUGAGUAUACUGCCGAUCCUGAGAUCUACAAAUACAAUAGCAUUGGUGUGAUCGGAUUGGACCUGUGGCAGGUGAAGUCUGGCACCAUUUUUGACAACUUUUUAAUCACGAACGACCCAAAACUGGCUGAAGAGGUUGGCGAUGAGACUUGGGGUGCAACAAAGGAUGCUGAAAAAAAGAUGAAGGACAGUCAAGAAGAGGAGGAGAGAAAGAAACGUGAAGAAGAGGAAAAGAAAAGAAGGGAAGAGGCAAAGGAGGAGGCAGAAGAGGAAGAAGAGGACAAAGAAGAAGAGGAGGAGGAGGAUGAAGAAGAGGAAGAGGAAGAAGAUGAGGAAGAGGAGGAAGAAACAGACUCUAAACUCAAGGAUGAGUUGUAGAUUUAAAGAGGAACUCAUGAAGAACUGUCUUGUCUCCUGUUACCGGGGGGGAAUGUUGCAGAGAACUGGACUAUGCUGGACAUUCUUUUUGUCUCUUAGAUUGGACAUUUGACCGAAAUGUUAACAACUGUACAUCAAGCUUCAUCACCGUAACACCAAGCAUGUCCCAGAUCCCCCUGUAUUUUCAGGAAAGUAGUGUUAAGAGGAAGUGGUCUGAGAGGAAGUCUCCCUUUAUGAAAUGCAAAUGAGUUUGGUGAAAUUGUAUGUCUGUGUUUACAAAAAAAAACACCAGAGGACUGUGGUGGUUUGGGGACAUUAUGCAAUAUGACUAGGACAUUUGAGUGGUUUCACACAAAACACUAUAAUAGUUUGAUAACACUAAAAUCAUUUCUAAAAACAGUUCAACUAAUUCUGUAAUGUAAGGAAGCUCUGUGACUACUGUUCAGUUGAAUUUUCUUUUUUUCCAUUUUGUCUUCAUUCAGUUCCAUCACUGUGCAUAUCUGAUCUAAGUUAUAUUGGCAUGUAGCAGCCUGGAUUCCAACAGAUUGCUCCCCACUUUCCAUCCUUGAAAUGCCUGUUUUGUGAAUGAGAGUCUUUGUAGAUUCUUUUUGUUUAUUUCCAACUCUAACCUCAAAGUCAAGAUAAAAUUGUACUGUUACUGUUUGACAUCUUAACAGACUUGUUUGCAGACCUCUGAAUUUAACACAGUUCUGUUCUCAAACUUGACCAUUGUAAAAAUGCACUGCUGUACACUAAACCAGAUAGAAAUAAUGUGAAGCUGAUUUCAUGAGCCAGCAAGUUCAGCCCUGAUUAGAGAUUAAAUACAACUCUGCUCAAAGAUACCAGAAGUGUAACCCAAAGUAACUUGCUCACACAUGAAUCCAUCUUUGCAUUUCAGCUUUGAUCAAUACACCUCAUAUUUCACCAAACAAAAUGAUAUUUGACCCUUUUAAGAUGUUUUGUACUUUUUUGUGUUUGAGGGAAAAAUGCAUAGUUGUAGAGAGGUCUGAUAUGAACGAUGGCCUACUGUAUAAUAACACACAAAUACUGUUUACUGCUCA
Molecule: messenger RNA, 2498 nt
Organism: Colossoma macropomum (tambaqui)
Lineage: Eukaryota; Metazoa; Chordata; Actinopteri; Characiformes; Serrasalmidae
Gene: calr
Product: calreticulin
Exons: 9
Coding region: 169-1437 (422 amino acids)
Biological process (GO): protein folding
Cellular component (GO): endoplasmic reticulum membrane; endoplasmic reticulum
Molecular function (GO): calcium ion binding
Source: RefSeq, a predicted model, not a curated record